Molecule: messenger RNA, 2211 nt
Organism: Prunus mume (Japanese apricot)
Lineage: Eukaryota; Viridiplantae; Streptophyta; Magnoliopsida; Rosales; Rosaceae
Gene: PKP-BETA1
Product: plastidic pyruvate kinase beta subunit 1
Biological process (GO): glycolytic process
Molecular function (GO): potassium ion binding; magnesium ion binding; pyruvate kinase activity
Source: RefSeq, a predicted model, not a curated record
GCAACUUUUACUUAGCAAGCGCUACGUUUCGUUUAUUCGAUACAACCAAAGCCCUCCUUAACUCUCUUCUUUAUGUCCCCUCAAAACCUCCGCCAAAUUUAGCGGCGACUUCUACAACCUCCCCCCACAUUCGUUUAAAUCCUCGGAAUUCACUACAGCCUCCUCCAAAACUUCGCAUUUCCAAACCUCUACCAUUCUCUGCAACAACAAUGGCUCAAGUGGUGGCUAUGCGGGCGAUUCAGAGUUCGAUCCUUUGUCCUAGCUCUGGAUCGGUACAGGGCCGGACAGAGAAGCUGAAGCCUCCGAGCUUCGCUUCCAAAGUUCUGGCUCGCGAGGAAAAGAAGAAGAGCUGGAAAGCGUUUGGCAAUAAGAGGUUUGAGGUCACUGCAAAGCGACCCCUACAGACAGAGGUCGUCCCCGUCUCACCUGAAGACACACCCAAGAUAGAGGAUCAAUUUCAGAAGUUCCGGGCAGUUCAACAACAUGAUGACACAUCGGUGGGUAUGUGGUCAAAGCCAGUAGUCAAACGUAAGACAAAGAUUGUUUGCACAAUUGGUCCUUCCACAAACACACGUGAAAUGAUCUGGAAGUUGGCGGAGGCUGGAAUGAAUGUUGCCCGGCUUAAUAUGUCCCACGGAGAUCAUGCUUCUCAUAAGAAAGUUAUUGACUUGGUUAAAGAAUAUAAUGAGCAAUCUAAAGACAAUGUUAUUGCAAUCAUGCUUGAUACCAAGGGUCCUGAGGUUAGGAGUGGUGACCUGCCACAGCCAAUCAACUUGGAAAGUGGUCACGAAUUUACUUUUACAAUUCGUAGAGGGGUUGGCACAGCGGAAAGUGUUAGCGUGAACUAUGAUGAUUUCGUUAAUGAUGUAGAACCAGGAGACAUGCUUCUGGUUGAUGGUGGUAUGAUGUCAUUUCUGGUGAAGUCCAAGACAGAAGAAUCAGUGAAAUGUGAAGUUGUUGAUGGAGGAGAGCUUAAGUCUCGUCGACAUUUGAAUGUGCGAGGGAAAAGUGCAACAUUGCCUUCCAUCACUGAGAAAGACUGGGAAGAUAUUAAAUUUGGAGUGGAUAAUAAAGUUGACUUCUAUGCUGUUUCAUUUGUCAAAGAUGCACAAGUUGUUCAUGAAUUGAAGAAUUAUCUGCAAAGCUCUGGCGCUGAUAUACACGUUAUUGUAAAGAUAGAAAGUGCAGACUCUAUCCCAAAUUUGCACUCCAUUAUCACAGCAUCUGAUGGGGCUAUGGUUGCAAGAGGAGAUCUUGGUGCAGAGCUCCCUAUUGAAGAGGUUCCACUUCUGCAGGAAGAGAUAAUCAGGAUCUGCCGUAGCAUGGGGAAGGCUGUUAUUGUGGCAACAAAUAUGCUGGAAAGCAUGAUUGUUCACCCAACACCAACCAGAGCUGAGGUCUCAGACAUUGCCAUUGCUGUUAGAGAGGGCGCUGAUGCAGUCAUGCUUUCAGGAGAAACUGCUCACGGAAAGUUCCCAUUGAAGGCCGUGAAAGUUAUGCACACUGUUGCACUUCGGACAGAGGCAACCAUCUUAGGUGGUGAAUUGCCAGCGAAUCUUGGUAAAGCUUUCAAGAACCACAUGAGUGAGAUGUUUGCUUACCAUGCAACCAUUAUGUCCAAUACUCUUGGUACCUCAAUUGUUGUCUUUACCAGGACUGGUUUCAUGGCUGUUCUUUUGAGCCAUUAUCGGCCUUCUGGGACCGUAUUUGCCUUUACAAAUGAUAAGAGGAUACAACAGAGACUGGCUUUAUAUCAAGGUGUAUGUCCAAUAUACAUGGAGUUCACAGAUGAUGCUGAGACAAGUUUCAGCAAUGCCUUGACUGUGCUGCAGAAGCAAGGCAUGGUAAAGGAAGGAGAAGAGGUGGCACUCGUUCAGAGUGGCAGACAACCCAUUUGGCGGAUCCAGUCCACUCACAAUAUUCAAGUGCGCAAAGUUUAGAUGCAAUGGAGAUGGAAGAGAGCCUCGUAACUUAGUUAUCUGCCUUUACACCACGAUAAUUUCGAGUCAUUAUAGCAUUUCUGGUGUACUUCAGCGGAAUUGCCGCAAUAGUUUCUUGGUUUGUUUUUCCCCCUCUUUUAUGUAUGCCUUCGUGUCUUAUAUGCUAUUUUUUGUACUCCGAUUUUCCCCCUUCGAAUUAAUUUGGCGUAGCAGAACAGUGAGUGGAUGUUAAAUUAUAAAUUUGGCAGUUGGAAUGAAUCGUUUAACUUAA